GCGCAAGGACUCAGUGCUUCUUCAUCAAUUAAAGCGCAGUUCACGUUUACAUUCGUAAUCGUACUGUACGACGCCGAGUACCUGCUCACUGAGUUACACUUAUGAAGUCUCCCUGCAGCACAGCCGGCAUGGGAACCCAAAGAAAGGACAGCUUCCUCUGGGGGAAAGCACCUUCAGCUUUCAAUUCAAAUGACAAGAGGCAGACUGACGUCCAUAAGCAUGUGAUUCUAGAUGAUAUUCAGAAACUCAGGCUGGAGAUCGAAAACAUGAUGUCAGAAAUUCAAACGAUGGAGUCCGAUGAUGAGAAUAAAAAUGUAAUGAAGAACAAGAGAAUCCAGUGUGGAAAAAAGAAGUUUAACAUGGACCCAGAAAAGGGUAUCCAGUACCUUGUGGACAAUGAGCUUCUGGAGUGGAAACCAGAGGCUGUGGCAGAGUUCCUCUAUAAAGAAGAAGGCCUCAAUAAAACAGCUAUUGGCAACUUUUUAGGAGAAAGGGAGGAGAUCCAUCUUCAGAUCCUGCAGGCCUUUGUUGACCUUCAUGAGUUCUCAAAUCUUAAUCUAGUUCAGGCUUUGAGGCAGUUCUUGUGGAGUUUCCGUCUACCUGGCGAGGCUCAGAAGAUCGACCGCAUGAUGGAGGCCUUUGCUCUGCGGUACUGCACCUGUAACACUGGGGUUUUUCAGUCCACAGACACUUGUUACAUCCUUUCCUUCGCUAUUAUCAUGCUCAACACAAGUUUGCACAACCCCAAUGUGAAAGACAAGACCACACUAGAACGUUUCAUCAGCAUGAACAGAGGAAUCAACCAUGGAGAAGAUCUUCCUUAUGAACUACUCGAGAAACUUUACGAGAGCAUUAAGAACGAACCCUUUAAGAUCCCAGAAGAUGACGGCAAUGAUCUCACUCACACCUUCUUCAAUCCUGACCGAGAGGGCUGGCUUCUAAAAGAAGGUGGCAGAAUAAAGACCUGGAAGCGGAGGUGGUUUAUUUUGACUGAUAGCUGUCUCUACUAUUUUCAAUAUACCACCGACCAAGAACCAAAAGGAAUCAUCCCACUAGAGAAUUUAUGUGUUAGAGAAGUGGAUGAUGCAAACAAACAGUUCUGUUUGGAGUUGUUCAGCCCUCAUCGUAAAGGAGAGACGAUAAAGGCAUGUAAAACCGAGACAGACGGCAGAGUUGUGAUGGGCAAACAUCACUCCUACAGACUCAGUGCUGCUUCUGAAGAGGAGUGUGCUGACUGGAUCCAGGCCAUCAGAGCUUGCAUCACAAAAGACCCUUUCUAUGACCUGGUAUCUGCACGCAAGAAGAAGAUCAUCGGCCACGCUGAACACCACGAUUGAAGCUGACUGGUGAACUGAGGGGUCUGAUCGUUUAAACAGCUGCGCACAGACAUGGAUUCAGAGGCCUGAAUGAGCUGGAAAUGAUGAAUGAGGUUCUCAGGGUGCUGAUUCUCUCUCUCUCUAUCAGAGGUCACCGCUGCUGUGUGUGCAGCCUCAGGGUUGGUUUACACAGUGGUGUUGUGGUCAGGCUUUCUGUGAAAAAAUAUUUUCCUAUUUAUUUAACGCUUACGAGAAAUUAGAUUUUAUUUGUGAAAUAUCCAUGUCUAAACAUGAAACCGUUUUGUAUAAUGUUGCUGGUCACUGUAGAAUUUGUUUCUGUUUCUGUUUAAGGAGAGACCCUGCAGGCAAAAACACUGUUUUUUCAUGCACCUGUCAAUUUUUAGAUCCAAAACAUCCAAAAACACUGUUAAGUGUUUCUUUUAUUGCACUUUAUCUAUUUGUGUCAAUAGUUUUUAAUUACAAUACAUAUUUUUAAAGGCCGUUUUCUCAAAAUUAUUUUUUUCUCCAACACUGAGCCAUAAAUCUACACUCCAGUAGCACGUACACAUUUUUAUUCCUGUCUAUAUUCUGAAGGUUUUUACAGAGGGCUUUAUUCAUAUAUAAUUUUCUUGAUUAUAUACAACAUUUAAUUCCCCCCAAAACUGUGAAAAUAUAUUGUUUUCUAGCUGUUUAAAGUAUUUUCUGAAUUAUGGAGUGACAAAAAGAGAUAACACAGAAUUCCCUCUGUAAAAACAUUUGACUGUAAUAAGUAAAAAAAAAAUUAAACAAGAAUUUUGAAACUUACUUCAUCCAGUGAUCAGAUUUUUGUAAUAGAAAUGUAUGAAAAUUAGCACAUAUUUAAUGAAAUAAUGCCUCAUUUGCAUAUUUAAACAUCACAUUUUAGAAAACUUGCAAUACAAAAAAUGUUAGCAAUUAUCAAUGUAAUCAAUCAACUUGGUAA
This is a messenger RNA of Carassius carassius (crucian carp), 2277 nucleotides long. It is a transcript of the gene cyth4a, whose product is annotated as cytohesin 4a. The transcript has 14 exons. NCBI's taxonomy places the organism in Eukaryota, Metazoa, Chordata, Actinopteri, Cypriniformes, Cyprinidae. Gene Ontology annotation, biological process: regulation of ARF protein signal transduction. Bases 102 to 1337 code for a protein of 411 amino acids. The record is from RefSeq and is a predicted model, not a curated record. Gene Ontology annotation, molecular function: guanyl-nucleotide exchange factor activity.